ACACUAGAAUAUGUCACUUGUCAGACUUGUCACAUCAGGACCACUUAUCACAAUUAUUUUUGAUUUGGAUGUGUUUAAUUCCUUGCAAAAAGUAGUCGCAUGAAAAUGUACAUGAUUUAUGCCAUAUGUUAAAAAUCUUUCAAAAAUUCAUAUAAUUAAAAUGGUAUUUUACUUUACAAGUGAUGUUAUUUCCCCUUCUGUUACUCUUUUUAUGGGCGCCGAUAAACAUGAAAAAUAUUUUCAAUUCAGAUGAAGACCUAAUUAAAUGGGGAUGGCCCGAAGAUGUUUGGUUCCAUGUGGACAAAGUUUCAUCAGCUCAUGUUUAUCUUCGCUUGGCACCCGGUCAAACAAUUGAUGAUAUUCCUAAUGCUGUCUUAGAUGAUGUAUGUCAACUAGUAAAGGCCAAUUCAAUAAUGGGCAAUAAAAUGAAUGAUAUUGACAUAGUUUACACUAUGUGGGCAAAUUUGAAGAAGACUGCUAGCAUGGAGGUUGGACAAGUUGCUUUCCAUAAAGAUAGAGAAGUGCGAAAAGUGAGAGUAGUAAAAAGAAUUAAUGAAAUUGUAAACAGACUUAAUAAAACAAAGAGAGAAGCAUUUCCUGAUCUAAGGCAAGAAAGAGAAAAUAGAGAUAGACUCGAAAGAGAAGAUAAAAAGAAAGUUCUCAGAGAUAAGAAAGAAAAGGAAAAAGAAGAAGAAAAACGGAAAAAGGAGGAAGCUGAAUUAAGAAGUUAUGCUACCCUAAUGAAAAAAGAAAAUAUGUCUACAAAUUAUGAUGGAAAUGAUUCUGAUGAUUUUAUGUAAACAAAAUAUUUUAAAUAAAGCAACAUAUACUUGUUGA
Molecule: messenger RNA, 837 nt
Organism: Vanessa atalanta (red admiral)
Lineage: Eukaryota; Metazoa; Arthropoda; Insecta; Lepidoptera; Nymphalidae
Gene: ccdc25
Product: coiled-coil domain-containing protein 25
Exons: 4
Coding region: 183-800 (205 amino acids)
Source: RefSeq, a predicted model, not a curated record